This is a messenger RNA of Tachysurus fulvidraco (yellow catfish), 5348 nucleotides long. RefSeq names its product granulin a (gene grna). The record is from RefSeq and is a predicted model, not a curated record. The transcript is spliced from 24 exons. Gene Ontology annotation, cellular component: extracellular region. NCBI's taxonomy places the organism in Eukaryota, Metazoa, Chordata, Actinopteri, Siluriformes, Bagridae. The coding region runs from base 135 to 4847 and encodes 1570 amino acids.
CGGGGUUUAUAGAGAAAAUGAAAUAAAACCAGUUUAUUAGUUUCAGUAGGGAGUGUGGUGUAGUGCAGCCGAGAAUCGGGAGCGUGUUCGAUCGGGUUAAAAGUUCUCCAGGUUCGAGCAUAACCCAUAGGAGGAUGUUAAGGCUAACAGCUGCAGUGCUCUUGCUGAGCCUGGUGUCUGGUUUGAAGUGUCCUGAUCAGCAGCGCUGUGGGGACCAGCAGACGUGUUGCCAGAUUCCUUCUGGAGAAUUCAACUGCUGUCCGUUCCAUCAGGGCGAGUGCUGUGAGGACCACUUACACUGCUGCCCCGACGGCAUGUUGUGUGAGGUUAAAGAAUCCAGGUGCACAAACGCUACACACUCGCUUCCAUGGGCCGAGAGAUUUCCUUCCGAAGACACUGACCUCGCCAAUGUGGAGCGUUGGUCAGUUUCUGAUGUUACCUGUGAUGAAACCAAGACUUGUCCUGAUGGAAACACGUGCUGUAAGAACGAAGAGGGAGGAUGGGCCUGCUGCCCUCUGCCUCAGGCGGUGUGUUGUGAGGACUUGAUCCACUGCUGUCCUCAUGAUACAAAGUGUAACGUCGCUGCUGAGUCAUGUGACAACUCGUCAAUGUCGGUGCCCUGGCUGAAGAAGGAGCCGAGUAAACCAAUCGGUGGACAGAAGGUUCCAAGCACCAAGGAUACGUCAGUUUCUGAUAUUCCCUGUGACGACACCAAGACUUGUCCUGAUGACAACACAUGCUGUAAGACAGAAGAGGGAGGAUAUGACUGCUGCCCUCUGCCUCAGGCGGUGUGUUGUGAGGACUUUAUCCACUGCUGUCCUCAUGGUACAAAGUGUAACCUUGCAGCUCAGAAAUGUGACAACUCGUCAAUGUCGGUGCCCUUGCUGGAGAAGGAGCCGAGUAAACCGAUCGGUGGACAGAAGGUUCCAGAAGACAAGAGAACAUCAGUUUCUGAUGUUCCCUGUGACGACACCGUGGCUUGUCCUGAUGACAACACAUGCUGUAAGAACCAACAGGGAGUAUGGGCCUGCUGCCCUCUGCCUCAGGCGGUGUGUUGUGCGGACUUGAUCCACUGCUGUCCUCAUGGUACAAAGUGUAGCGACGCCGGUGAUUCAUGUGACAACUCGUCAAUGUCGGUGCCCUGGCUGAAGAAGGAGCCGAGUAAACCAAUCGGUGGACAGAAGGUUCCAAGCACCAAGGAUACGUCAGUUUCUGAUAUUCCCUGUGACGACACCAAGACUUGUCCUGAUGACAACACAUGCUGUAAGACAGAAGAGGGAGGAUAUGACUGCUGCCCUCUGCCUCAGGCGGUGUGUUGUGAGGACUUUAUCCACUGCUGUCCUCAUGGUACAAAGUGUAACCUUGCAGCUCAGAAAUGUGACAACUCGUCAAUGUCGGUGCCCUUGCUGGAGAAGGAGCCGAGUAAACCGAUCGGUGGACAGAAGGUUCCAGAAGACAAGAGAACAUCAGUUUCUGAUGUUCCCUGUGACGACACCGUGGCUUGUCCUGAUGACAACACAUGCUGUAAGAACCAACAGGGAGUAUGGGCCUGCUGCCCUCUGCCUCAGGCGGUGUGUUGUGCGGACUUGAUCCACUGCUGUCCUCAUGGUACAAAGUGUAGCGACGCCGGUGAUUCAUGUGACAACUCGUCAAUGUCGGUGCCCUGGCUGAAGAAGGAGCCGAGUAAACCGAUCGGUGGACAGAAGGUUCCAGAAGACAAGAGUACAUCAGUUUCUGAUGUUCCCUGUGACGACACCGUGGCUUGUCCUGAUGACAACACAUGCUGUAAGAACCAACAGGGAGUAUGGGCCUGCUGCCCUCUGCCUCAGGCGGUGUGUUGUGCGGACUUGAUCCACUGCUGUCCUCAUGGUACAAAGUGUAGCGACGCCGGUGAUUCAUGUGACAACUCGUCAAUGUCGGUGCCCUGGCUGAAGAAGGAGCCGAGUAAACCAAUCGGUGGACAGAAGGUUCCAAACACCAAGGAUACGUCAGUUUCUGAUAUUCCCUGUGAUGACACCAAGACUUGUCCUGAUGACAACACAUGCUGUAAGACAGAAGAGGGAGGAUAUGACUGCUGCCCUCUGCCUCAGGCGGUGUGUUGUGAGGACUUUAUCCACUGCUGUCCUCAUGGUACAAAGUGUAACCUUGCAGCUCAGAAAUGUGACAACUCGUCAAUGUCGGUGCCCUUGCUGGAGAAGGAGCCGAGUAAACCGAUCGGUGGACAGAAGGUUCCAGAAGACAAGAGUACAUCAGUUUCUGAUGUUCCCUGUGACGACACCGUGGCUUGUCCUGAUGACAACACAUGCUGUAAGAACCAACAGGGAGUAUGGGCCUGCUGCCCUCUGCCUCAGGCGGUGUGUUGUGCGGACUUGAUCCACUGCUGUCCUCAUGGUACAAAGUGUAGCGACGCCGGUGAUUCAUGUGACAACUCGUCAAUGUCGGUGCCCUGGCUGAAGAAGGAGCCGAGUAAACCAAUCGGUGGACAGAAGGUUCCAAACACCAAGGAUACGUCAGUUUCUGAUAUUCCCUGUGACGACACCAAGACUUGUCCUGAUGACAACACAUGCUGUAAGACAGAAGAGGGAGGAUAUGACUGCUGCCCUCUGCCUCAGGCGGUGUGUUGUGAGGACUUUAUCCACUGCUGUCCUCAUGGUACAAAGUGUAACCUUGCAGCUCAGAAAUGUGACAACUCGUCAAUGUCGGUGCCCUUGCUGGAGAAGGAGCCGAGUAAACCGAUCGGUGGACAGAAGGUUCCAGAAGACAAGAGUACAUCAGUUUCUGAUGUUCCCUGUGACGACACCGUGGCUUGUCCUGAUGACAACACAUGCUGUAAGAACCAACAGGGAGUAUGGGCCUGCUGCCCUCUGCCUCAGGCGGUGUGUUGUGCGGACUUGAUCCACUGCUGUCCUCAUGGUACAAAGUGUAGCGACGCCGGUGAUUCAUGUGACAACUCGUCAAUGUCGGUGCCCUGGCUGAAGAAGGAGCCGAGUAAACCAAUCGGUGGACAGAAGGUUCCAAACACCAAGGAUACGUCAGUUUCUGAUAUUCCCUGUGACGACACCAAGACUUGUCCUGAUGACAACACAUGCUGUAAGACAGAAGAGGGAGGAUAUGACUGCUGCCCUCUGCCUCAGGCGGUGUGUUGUGAGGACUUUAUCCACUGCUGUCCUCAUGGUACAAAGUGUAACCUUGCAGCUCAGAAAUGUGACAACUCGUCAAUGUCGGUGCCCUUGCUGAAGAAGGAGCCGAGUAAACCGAUCGGUGGACAGAAGGUUCCAGAAGACAAGAGUACAUCAGUUUCUGAUGUUCCCUGUGACGACACCGUGGCUUGUCCUGAUGACAACACAUGCUGUAAGAACCAACAGGGAGUAUGGGCCUGCUGCCCUCUGCCUCAGGCGGUGUGUUGUGCGGACUUGAUCCACUGCUGUCCUCAUGGUACAAAGUGUAGCGACGCCGGUGAUUCAUGUGACAACUCGUCAAUGUCGGUGCCCUGGCUGAAGAAGGAGCCGAGUAAACCAAUCGGUGGACAGAAGGUUCCAAGCACCAAGGAUACGUCAGUUUCUGAUAUUCCCUGUGACGACACCAAGACUUGUCCUGAUGACAACACAUGCUGUAAGACAGAAGAGGGAGGAUAUGACUGCUGCCCUCUGCCUCAGGCGGUGUGUUGUGAGGACUUUAUCCACUGCUGUCCUCAUGGUACAAAGUGUAACCUUGCAGCUCAGAAAUGUGACAACUCGUCAAUGUCGGUGCCCUUGCUGGAGAAGGAGCCGAGUAAACCGAUCGGUGGACAGAAGGUUCCAGAAGACAAGAGUGCAUCAGUUUCUGAUGUUCCCUGUGACGACACCGCGGCUUGUCUUGAAGGAAGCACAUGCUGUAAGAACGAACAGGGAGGAUGGGUCUGCUGCCCUCUGCCUCAGGCAGUGUGUUGUGAGGACUUGAUCCACUGCUGUCCUCAUGACACAAAGUGUAACCUCGCCAUUCGGACAUGUGACAGCUCGUCAGGCUCAGUGCCCUGGCUGAAGAAGGAGCAGAGUAAACCAAUCGGUGGACAGAAGGUUCCAAACACCAAGGAUACGUCAGUUUCUGAUAUUCCCUGUGACGACACCAAGACUUGUCCUGAUGACAGCACAUGCUGUAAGACAGAAGAGGGAGAAUGGGCCUGCUGCCCUCUGCCUCAGGCGGUGUGUUGUGAGGACUUUAUCCACUGCUGUCCUCAUGGUACAAAGUGUAACCUUGCAGCUCAGAAAUGUGACAACUCGUCAGGCUCGGUGCCCUGGCUGAAGAAGGAGCCGAGUAAACCGAUCGGUGAUCAGAAGGUUCCAGAAACCGAGGGAUCAGUGCCCUGGCUGAAGAAGAAGCCAAGCCGGCCGACUGCAAGCACAGCUCGAAAUACAUCGGUAAACGAAGUGACGUGCGACCCUCACGUGUCCUGUCCUCCACACACCACCUGCUGUUUUAUGAAGAUGAGCAAGAAAUGGGGCUGCUGUCCUCUGGACCAGGCUACAUGUUGUGAUGACGGUGAGAACUGCUGUCCGAAAGGUUACACCUGCCGUAACCAGUGGUGUGAGAAAAGCUCCAGGACAAAGUACGACUCUGUGCCUUUAUCGUCUCAGAUCCAAAAUGAUAUUGACUGUGGAGGAGGAUUCAGCUGCAAGGACACAGAAACCUGCUGCAAGAUUUCAGAGAGUUCCUGGGGCUGUUGUCCAUUCACGGAGGCUGUGUGUUGUAGUGACAUGGAGCAUUGCUGUCCCACUGGAUACACCUGUGAGACCGGCUCCUGCGUCCAAGCGACGGGCUUCAAAUGGGAGAUGUUCUUCUCCAAGAAGAAACGAGCUGGCACUCUAUAAAAACACAGAGAGUUCGUCCUAUCGAGCAACGUCAAACUCCGAACCUAAAUAAAGUUCAAACGUGUCACACUAAUCUGGUUUUAUACAUUUUGGUGUUAAUUAAAAAUUUAUUUCAACUGCACUAAUUAAUUCAGUGUCCAAACCAUAGCUGAAGCUAUGCGUGUGGUCUAUUCGGUCUUCAUCUCAGCCAUCAAAGACAAACAGUUUAAAAUGUAGUAGAUGUUUAUUAACAUCUACAGCACGCUACGUCACCGCACUGAGGUCAGAUCCAUGACGGAACAGCGUUGUUUAGAAAUCACUUUUCUGUGUUAUGAAGGAUUUACAUUUGUCUAUUUUGUUGCCUAAGGUUAUAAUGUGAUAACUGAUCUUAAUAGAAAUGAAAUUCACCCUCAGUAACAAACUACUUCUGUGAUUCUUUGGUUUUAAGAGCUGUCUUUCUUCAUUCUUUCACCAUCUCCUAUUUCUUUUCAGAGAUAUUACAAUACAGAGUUUGAUCAUCAA